Panicum virgatum (switchgrass) is the source of this 1819-nucleotide messenger RNA. Its product is annotated as biotin--protein ligase 2-like. Gene Ontology annotation, biological process: protein modification process. Gene Ontology annotation, molecular function: biotin--[biotin carboxyl-carrier protein] ligase activity. The record is from RefSeq and is a predicted model, not a curated record. The transcript is spliced from 9 exons. Bases 57 to 1196 code for a protein of 379 amino acids. NCBI's taxonomy places the organism in Eukaryota, Viridiplantae, Streptophyta, Magnoliopsida, Poales, Poaceae. Gene Ontology annotation, cellular component: cytoplasm.
AACGAAGCGAAGUAGCGAACCGACCCAAACCAAACCGACAGCGACGGCCGUCAGCAAUGCCGCCGUUCCCCGUUCGCUUCCCGCUGCCGCCGUCGACAACCCGCGCCGCCGCGGCCGCCGUCGGGGCCGUGAUCGCCGCCGUCGCGCUCCGGCGCUACCUCUCCACCUCCCGCCGCCGGCCGUACGCCUCGGCGGCCAUGUCCGCGCUCAGGAGCAGCAGCGCCGCCGCCGGAGCCGCCACCACGCUAGUGGCGUACGGCAAGUCGCCGCAGGACCAGGAGCUCCUGGCCUCGGCAGCAGGGUCCCUCGCCCUAGGGGAGGGCGAGUCGGCCGGGGAGGUCGCCGUCGCGCUCGCCCACGAGGGCGCGGGGUUCGACGCGGGCACGUACAUGGGCGCGCUCCGGGCGCGGCGGUUCGGGAGGUGGAUGCUCUGGUCGCCGAGGGUCGGCUCCACGCAGGACCUCAUCGCGCAGAACUUUGCGAAGCUGCCGGUGGGCGUUGUGUGCGUCGCCGACGUGCAGUUCAAAGGGAGAGGCAGAUCAAAGAAUGUGUGGGAAUCGCCACCAGGGUGUCUCAUGUUCUCUUUCACAUCACAGAUGCAGGAUGUGAGAAAGUUACCCCUCAUGCAAUAUGUUGUUUGUCUUUCCAUGACCGAAGCCAUCAAAGAACUAUGCCAUGCUAAGGAACUACCAGAACUUGAUGUAAGAAUAAAGUGGCCUAAUGAUCUCUAUCUGAAAGGAUUAAAAGUUGGCGGCAUUCUAUGUACCUCAUCUUAUGAAGCAAAAGUCUACAAUAUUUGCACCGGUAUUGGUUUAAAUGUUGACAAUGAGAAGCCUUCAACAUGCUUAAAUGCUGCGCUUCAACAAGCAAAUGCUAUAUCACCCAGAUUGAAACGAGAAGAUGUACUGGCAUACUUCUUCAAUAAAUUCGAAAAUCUUUUUGAGAUCUUCUCAAAUCAAGGAUUUCAGGCCCUUGAGGAGCAGUACUAUAACUCAUGGCUUCACAGUGGCCAGAGAGUUGUCGUACAAGAUGCACAUGAAGGACAGUCUGUAGGCAGUGUCGUCACUAUCCAGGGCUUAACACCAAGUGGGUACUUAUACGCUAUUGGCGAGGAUGACAAAUCCUAUGAGUUGCACCCAGAUGGCAACAGCUUUGAUUUCUUUACUGGAUUGGUGAGGAGAAAGAUUGAAGCUUAGGGCUUCAAUACAAUACAAUACAAUACAUAGAUAUGUUCAACACACUGUACAAAUAUUAGAAGAUGUUACGAAUGGAAUGUGAACAUGUAGGCAUCAGCGCCGCCACCUGCAUCCCAUUAUGUACUUCAAAACUUGUUCUUGAAAGAAAGAACAAAUAUUUGUGUGGAAGUUAUGUACAACUGCUUUCAGAUACUCUCCAACCUUCCAUCUCAGUCUCUGACGGCUCUCCAGGUGCGCAAAUAAGGGAAGGAGCAACCAAGACUGAACUACAGGCAUGAGUUCAAAGGUCAGGAGGUUAAAGCCGCAAUGGCUGAAGACCCUUGAAAAAACCAUGGCAAGAGGGCAGGAAAACCAUGAAGCGCCUCUGCUCUGCUGCUCGCCGCAAUAGCUUCAUCUACAGGUUAGGGGCUUGGUGUGUAUUUGUAUCAGCCAUCAGGUUCUACUAUAGCUGUGACAUUGCCUUAGUUUUUGUUCCUAGCGAGUUGAGUUUUAGAGCUGCAAGUAUUAUACUGGUUGCUCCAGUGAAUUGAGUUGGAAACUGUAUUUACAUUGAAGCUCAACUUGUUUUGACUACUAACCAUAUGAAAGGAGAUCCCGUCUUUGUAUUCAUGCUGUUAUAACCA